Molecule: messenger RNA, 612 nt
Organism: Peronospora farinosa
Lineage: Eukaryota; Oomycota; Peronosporomycetes; Peronosporales; Peronosporaceae
Source: the annotation of a GenBank genome assembly
AUGGUGCGCUCUGAAUAUGCGGCUUACGUUCUUAACAGAAUGCCAACCCGUUCCAACCCACAGCGGACGUCUCCAGUCGAAAUGUUGACCGGAAAAUCGCGAAGUCUCGUGAAAUUUGUCGUGUUUGAGUCGCAAUGUGAAGUAUUCCGUGAACCCAAAAAGAAUUCGCUGAAGCAGCGCUCCGAAAAGGGAUUAAUUGUGGGAAAGAGCGAUGAGACAAAAGGAUUUCGUGUGUGGCUUCCGCGUGAUCGCAUUGUCAUUACUACACGCCACGUUCGUCGAGUCAAGACGCUUACUGAUGCAGACAAAAAACAAUUGGAGGAGGUCCUAAUUAACGAGACCGAAAUGGAACUAGCAGAAUCAGAGAGCAUUCGCCAAGAUAAGCACGCUAGUGCAGAUCGUCAAGUGACUAUGACGACUCCAAGUGGACAGCUGGGAAGUCAAACUGCGGUGUGCACGGAUGAAAAGCGUGAUGAACCGAUCAAGAACGAACUACGACGGUCCAAGCGUACGUCGAAAAAGUCUUUGCGAAAAUCGGAGGCGGACUUGGAUAAUUCAAUUUUAUUGAAGCCAUCGCGCGAGCUUUUAGAAGCAGUCAAAGCUGCCGUUUAG